Messenger RNA from Penicillium maclennaniae, 1488 nucleotides. Its product is annotated as U4/U6-U5 snRNP complex subunit PRP31. Lineage: Eukaryota; Fungi; Ascomycota; Eurotiomycetes; Eurotiales; Aspergillaceae. The record is from RefSeq and is a predicted model, not a curated record. Gene Ontology annotation, biological process: mRNA splicing, via spliceosome; spliceosomal tri-snRNP complex assembly. Bases 1 to 1488 code for a protein of 495 amino acids. The transcript has 2 exons. Gene Ontology annotation, cellular component: U4 snRNP; precatalytic spliceosome; U4/U6 x U5 tri-snRNP complex.
AUGUCCACCGCGGAGGAACUUUUGCGCGACUUCGAGGAAGAUGAGGACUUUCAGAACGAGGAAGAUGUAGAGCAAGAGCUCGAGGAGGACCAGGGCCUCCAAGAAGGCGCGGAACCGACCAACGAGUUCGACCGCUCAGUAACGACGACCGACGAAUUGACCCGGCUACACAAAGUCCUACGCGAUCACUACUCUACUCGAUUCCCCGAACUCGAGACUAUGGUUACAAAUCCGAUCAAAUACGCGAAAACCGUUGCGAUCUUGAAAAAUGGACCCUUUGACGAUAUCAAGGCCCUCUCAUCUUCGGCGGAUAACAUGGCUGGCGAGCCGCUCAAGUCUGUGCUGGAUGGGCCGUCUCUGAUGAUAGUUGCGCUCGAGGGAACUACUACCCGUGGACGAGAGUUGAGCGAAUCGGAGCUUAAGCUCGUUCUUGAUACUUGUGAGAGAAUUCUGAAGCUUGAUCGCGAGCGUACGGCCCUCACUCAGAGCAUUCAGUCCCGCGUGAAUUCAAUUGCGCCUAACUUGGCAGCCUUGAUCGGAUCGGAGACAGCAGCUCAGUUCCUUAAUCAGACCGGCGGUCUGCUUGAAUUGGCCAAGAUCCCCGCGUGUAACCUGGGCGCUCAAGGUUCCAAGAGACAGGAAGGGCUGGGCUUUGCUACCAACCACGGAGUUCGUGCGCAAGGUUUCCUCUACGAUUCGCCCCUCAUCCAGGAAGUACCAAACGACCUCAAGAAGCAGGCCAUUCGCAUUGUGUCUGCCAAGAUGGUUCUCGCCGUUCGAGCCGACGUUUCCAACUACAGCAAGGAUGGCUCUCUCGGUGUCGACUUGCAGGCACAAUGUCUCCAGCGAUUGGAGAAGUUGACCGAGCCCCCGCCCAACUCCGGAGUCAAGGCACUCCCCGCCCCCAACGACAAGCCAUCUAGGAAGCGUGGUGGACGACGUGCCCGAAAGGCUAAAGAGGCCGUGGCAAUGACCGAACUACGUAAGGCACAGAACCGAGUCGCUUUCGGCAAGGAGGAAUCGGAAGUUGGGUACGGCACCGGCGAAGGCACUGUGGGUCUGGAUCGACCAACGCACACGUGCCAAACUCAGCAAGAACAACAAGGGCUGGGGCACAUCCACCCUGCAGGGGGCACUGCUUCGUCGCUACGUGGCUUCGGCCAGGGCGGCGUUGGUGGCACUGCCAGCGUCCUGCAAUCCAAGGGCCUGCGUUCGUCGGGCGUUGGAACAUCUUUGAAUGCAGGCGCCGGUACAGCCAGUACCAUCGCAUUCACUCCUGUCCAGGGUCUGGAGCUCGUCGAUCCCAAGGUGCAGGCCGAACUGAACCGCAAGCGCAAGGCCGAAGAAGAUCGCUGGUUCAACUCAGGCACAUUCACCCAGGUUGGCGGGCAAAGCAAAGAGAAAGACGGCUUCAAAGUGCCUGCUCUUCCACCCAAGAAAAAGGUCGACACGGGCGAUGGUAAAAUGGGGCCACCACCCAAGCCCUAG